CCUCCGCCUUCGAUCACCCCUCAUCCCUUCCCAUCCAAUUCUCCAAUUCCCUCAACCCCUCCCCAUCCUCAUCCCGUCACCCUCAUCAUCAUCAUCAUCCUCAUAAGCCUGCGAUCCAAAAUUCAGAUCAUCCAGCUAGCUCCUCAACUAACCCCCAAUCGCCCCUCAAACAGACAAACAUCACCCCAGCCGACAGGGCUUCGAUCCUCAGUUGGUCUUCCAAAGAUCAGGCCCACGAGAACGCCACGUUUCAUGGCCGACGUCAGAAGCGUACUAUCUUUGCUGCUUCUUAUGGCGAUGCACUCGACGCUGCACGCUUCGAUUGGCUCGGCGAUGCCAGCCCCAACCGAUCCCUCGGCCGGUUUCGACUCCAAAUGCCAGUCGACCUCGAUAGGGCUGCUGCCGCGGGUAAACGCAAGACUCGUCCUCGUCUCAAACUCAGUAAACAUGACCUCAAACUUAUCUCCAACACCGAAGAGGUCCUAGUUCCCAUCAGACUCGAAAUAGAGGUCGAACACUGGAAACUCAGGGAUACAUUUACUUGGAACCUCAAAGAACCGGUCGUCACUCCAGAACAAUUUGCAAUUCAUCUGUGUGAAGAUUUGAUUCUACCCAUCCAACACUUCUCUGGCCCGAUCGUCAGCGCGAUCAAGGAACAGUUAGAAGAGUACAAGCUACACGAAAACUUUGAAGGCCAUCUGGCCAGUCGAACAAGCCUUCCCGAGGAAGAGGAAACGAUCGGUGAUGAUAUGAAGAUGAUGGAGGGAACCAGUCAUCUCCCACUCGAUCAUAAAGAACCGAUGGCCGAUCCUCAGCAACAGCAAAAAGAAGAGGCCUGGUGGGCCGAGUGGAGGGAGCGAAUCAUGACCAUCGAUGAGACGGACCAGAAACCGAAUACAACGGACUUCCUGCGGGAUGUGAAGCGGCCCAAGCUCGAUCGCCCAUCCACGCCCAGGCUCACAGCCACUCAGUCAUCGAUCCGAUCACGGCUGAUGGAUAAUAACGAUCAAGACUUCAGGCCUGAACCCGCCGAGUCCAUCUCACUCUCUACCGACCUCAGAGACGACGAACUCCGGAUCCCCAUCAAUCUCGAUAUCAUCUCCGGUAAUAUCCAUCUCACCGAUCGCUUUGAAUGGGAAAUUAGCGAACUCAAUAAUUCCCCCGAAGAGUUCGUCGAGGUUUAUGCUAAUGAUUUGGGCCUCAGUGGCGAAUUCAAGACAGCGAUUGCCCACUCCAUUCGUGAACAGAUCGAAACAUAUGUGAAAUCAUUAGCGCUAGUCGAGCACAUCAAUGGUUAUCCCGUACCAAAUGACGAACUAAGAUAUGCAUUCCUACAAAGAGUCGCCGAUCCGAUUCGGACAGGACAGGUGGACGACUUUACGCCUUUCCUCAAUCUCCUUAAUGCUGAAGAGCUUGAUCGCCAGGAGAAGGAACACGAUCGAGAGGCACGCAGGAAGCGCCGACAGACCCGUAGUCGCCGAGGCAUCACCUUGCCCGACAGGGAAUCCCAACGAACCGUUCGCAGCAUCGUACCCAUCCAAGGUCUCAAGAUGGUGAUCCCCUAUCAGAACGAGAAUGAAGAUUUAAUCGUACCCAUCCAACCUGUUGCUGAACCAUUUGCCAUAGAGGAAUCGGCCGUCGAAAUACCUGAGCCAUCUGAACACCCACCGAAGAAGCAUAUCCCCGUUACUAAAGAAGUACAAAUUCCUGACAGUCAGUUGGGUACACCAAACAAAGCUACUGGCAGUCGAGUCUCUCGCAGGUUGCGCGGUGCGACUGCUGACGUUGCAUCAACUGGCACACCUCCCAAAACUGUGGAGUCGAACCCACCAGUCGACAAGGAUGACGCGCCUACGCCAAGCAAUGCUGGUACGCCUGCGCCUUGUCCAUCCAAUAAAAAGACCAAUAACAAACCCGAUCCUUCAACAACCAACAUCAAACCCUCCAAGAAGCCCCCUCCUUCCGGCCCACGCACCCGAGGUGGGGUUGAUUGGGAGGCUCUCGGUCUACAUGAUCCGAUGGUCGACGGUGUUUGGCACUGCAGUAAUUGCGGCUGUCCUGACUCAAUUGCUGUAGGUAGGCGGAAAGGUUUGGGCGGAAAAGAUACCCUUUGUGGCGAAUGUGGGAGAUACAUGCAUCGAUAUAAGAGAAACCGGCCUACCCUUUACAAUACUUCGGCCGACUACCACACAAGCCUCAAACUGGAAGCUGAUAAAGCCAAACAAGCUAUUGCUGACCAAGAAAUCGUUCGCAAGGAUAAGAACAAAACUGAGAACCAAAAUCUUCCGGGUAGUCUGAACAGCAAGAAGCGCAAGAAAGAAGGUCGGAGCAGUUUAUUACCCAAACCGGAACUUAUGAGACGCAGUGAAGAUCGCGCGGCUAGUGUUGCGAGUAGCGCCAAGAGUGCUGCUUCUAGAGAGUCUUCUCCUGAGCCAUCCGUUCGCUCAGCUAAUAACGGGGCCUCAGAGAAGCCACUUUCCAAAAAACGUUCUCGCAUCCAUGGAACUUCAGAGGCCCCUCCACCCGCCACCCGAGCCCAAAAAGGCAUAUCCAAGACGAUGAUCAUUGAUUCCCCCGAGCCAGGCAACUCUCCCGACUCGAACUCACCAACCAACGCCAGAUCGCAAUCUACAUCGACCUCUCAACCUACCAAACCAGCUCGCGUUAGUAGCCGUCGGAGCAGCACCAAGAAAGGUUCUGAGAAGAAUGAAGAUGGUCCCGACCGACCGCCAGGUUCGAAAUCUCCACCAGCGGUUGGAACUCGACAGGAGAGCCAGAAGAGGAAAGAGCCCCGAUCGAAGGACCCAUCCGUGAAAACCAAGAACGGGAGCAAGAGUCCUGAGGAGGAUCAGGUCAAGUCACAGCCUCCUCCUGGUUCUCGUUCCGGUUCUUUCUCAGGCUCGGUUGGUGGGGGCAAAGACCCGAGAAACGUGCAGCGGCGUUCGAUGACCAACGGGCGGGUCCCGCCGCCGAUUCCUUCGAUUCCAAAAUUUGACCCUCCAGCUUGGAUGACCGCUGCUCUCAGUGGUAUCAAUAAAGUAUACCCUUCUGAUCGCGUCGAGCUAAUCCCCAAGCCCAGGAGACUUGAUCCCGGUCAACCCCUUGUUGUCGCUGCCUCCGAUUGGAGGCUGAAGUGUACCGAUUGUCCUGGAAAGCUAUAUACAGUCGGUCCCGGCGAAUCCUUCACAAACUUUGACGUGCACUUGAAAAAUCGACAACAUCGACAAAAAGUGGAACAGAGAGUGGCUGAUGCCACCAAGAAAGCGCAACAACAGAUCUCACCUACUGGUAGUUCGCAUAGUCAGCCUGAAAUCUCACCGACUGGAACCACAAAUCAACAGCCUUCCCAAUCUUCAUCUUCCACUACUUUCAAUGCUCACCAACCCCAAGUCUCGCCCACCGACGGGUCCCAACAACUCCAAAUAUCCCCAAGCGACGGUAGUCAGCAACUGCACUCACACGCCGGCUCACAAAUCUCGCCGGUUGAAAACACACACGCUGGCUCACAUAUCUCGCCGGUUGAGAACAACAGUCAGCUGAACGGUCACAAUUCUCGUGGUCCGUCCGAAGCCUCUCCAAUUGUUUUUGAUUCACAGUACCAGCCUAUGGUUUCGAUGAACAGUCAUUUGGAAGGCAUCCCAUUUGAGAAUCCGGGACAGUCUGACGGGAAUGGACCAACGAGCUCGUUACCGCCGAUCACGACCACCCUUGCCGCGGCUGAAUCGACCGGUCAAGAGGAGGACAGUGUGCCUCCGGUUGACUCGCUCGGUGUUGAUCAAGAGCUUGUUGAGGAAACCUCGGAGGGGUCGGCCAAUCCGCCUCCUGCUCCUUCGUCACUCGAUGGGGUUGCGAUUCAGGAAAACAACGACUCGGUGGGGCCCAGCCAGUCCUCAAAGGACGGAGAAGAGGAAGAGGAGACGGGUCAGUCUCCGAUACCGGCGCCGGGUACUGCCGAGCUUCUUCCAGACUCUCAACAGAGUCACCCACUUCCUUUGCCGCCGAUCUCCGAUCAACUCCCUCCAUCGGCCGCUGUUGGGCUGCCGGGGCUUGGAGCGAUCCGGCCCGAGCUUCCGGCCAGGCCGAUGAUAGGUCCCGAUGGACCGGGCCCGUUCUCCUCCUCGGCCUAUCCUUCAUCCGGCCCGACACAUUCUCCCUCCCCCGGCCUGCCCGCAAUCCGACGACCUUCAAUGACCCUCGCCGGAGCGCCACAUCAUCUCGGAUUCCCCGCUCGCCCAACCCCUCCUCCUGGACUCAACAAUCCACCGCUCCUUCACCACCCCGCUCAUCUCCAUUACAACCGUAAUAAUCCCAGCCUCAUCCAUGGCCCAAUCGGCGGCGGUAACGGGAUCGGUAAUCUGCCUGGCUUGUCCUCCUCCUCCUCCGUCUCUUCUACCAUUGUUCCAUCUAGUACUGCUGCCGCUACUGGUCCUGCUGUGGCUUCUCAUCCUGUUCCUAUUCGUCAUCCUCCUCCUCCUCCUCCUCCACACACUCUCGUUCAUCCUUUGCCUAAAAAACCUACGUUUGAUUGAUCUCAUCUUCUCCUUUUUUUUCCUCCCUCUCUCUUUUUCUCUUUCUCUUUCUCGCUCUCUCGAUCUUGUUUCCUUCUUUUUCUCUCUCUCUUUUUCUCUAUCUCUAUCUAUAUUCUUACACCAAUAUUCCUAUCCAAAAAAUGAAAAAGAAAAAAAAAAAAUAUAUUCUCAAAAUAUUUAAAAUCAAAGUCUGAAUCUGACAAAAUAUCUUGUUCUUGUUCUUUUUUUGCGUUUUGUGUUUUUUUUUUUUUUUGGUUUUGUU
Messenger RNA from Puccinia graminis f. sp. tritici CRL 75-36-700-3, 4791 nucleotides. RefSeq lists its product as uncharacterized. The coding region runs from base 375 to 4529 and encodes 1384 amino acids. The transcript is spliced from 7 exons. The record is from RefSeq and is a predicted model, not a curated record. NCBI's taxonomy places the organism in Eukaryota, Fungi, Basidiomycota, Pucciniomycetes, Pucciniales, Pucciniaceae. Gene Ontology annotation, cellular component: nuclear chromosome; nucleus; SWI/SNF complex. Gene Ontology annotation, biological process: chromatin remodeling; regulation of transcription by RNA polymerase II. Gene Ontology annotation, molecular function: transcription coregulator activity.